This is a messenger RNA of Thalassophryne amazonica, 1594 nucleotides long. RefSeq names its product ubiquitin carboxyl-terminal hydrolase 21-like. Gene Ontology annotation, cellular component: cytoplasm. Lineage: Eukaryota; Metazoa; Chordata; Actinopteri; Batrachoidiformes; Batrachoididae. Gene Ontology annotation, biological process: protein deubiquitination. The transcript has 9 exons. The record is from RefSeq and is a predicted model, not a curated record. Gene Ontology annotation, molecular function: cysteine-type deubiquitinase activity. Bases 554 to 1576 code for a protein of 340 amino acids.
CACCAGGACAGGGGAGAGGUAGACUUUGAGUUCUAGCCCACAGAUGCACAGUGAAACAGUAGACGUUCCCUCAUGCAUUUUUAACAGCUCAGCAGGUGAUGGGAACAGUUUUCUUGGAACACUGUGUCCACAGAUAGUGACCGGCUGAUCAGGUGAGUGCAAACCUCCGUUUAUUUUCUAAUGCUACACAGUAUAAGAGAAGCAGCACUUGUGAACUAACUGCAAGGUUCUUAUAAUUUAUCUUAAAAUAAAAUAAAAAAGGCAACAGUCUGUAUCAGCAAAGUGUCUCCUCUAAUUCCAGAAAAUGAUCGUAAGGAUGAGUUGGGUUGAAUUCAAGAAAAGAAGUUGUGUUUUAAAAUGAAAAGCUUCAUAUAUUUCUUUCUUUCUUUCUUUAGGUGUGAAUGACGCGCUUUGCGUUUAAUCGGCAGGACGUACCAAUCAUCAGCUGUGCUGCUCUCUCUGAAAAACGCGACUCUGCAGUGACCAUUAGAGCGAUUUGACACGUCCGGUGACCUUUAAUCCUGCAUGUGAAAAGACUAACCCCUAAAGUGGGAUGCCUGGAGCCAGCGGUACCAACGCAGACGGCUCCUGUGAAGCUUUGUGUCGAACGUUGGUGUCUCAGAACGGCCUCCAGAGGGAAACGGCCGACAUCUCCCAGUCCGUCCUCUACACGUCACUCAUGGGUCUGCUGCUGGUGACUGAUGAGGAGCAGCAUCUCAGUGUAGGAAGUGGAAGAGUCGGUCUUAGAAACAUUGGAAACACAUGUUUCCUGAAUGCAAUAGUCCAGUGUUUGUCUCACACACGAGGACUACGGGAUUACUGUCUCCACAAGUCCUACAGGCAGGAGAGGUUCUCCAAAGAAGAAGCUAAACUCAUGGAUGCUUUCCAUCAGGUGCUGUCAGGCCUGUGGGACGUCAACGGGAGCGGCACAGUGGUAAAUCCACGACAGUUCUACAGUGUUUUCAAAGAAGUGGUGCCUUACUUCAGUGGCUACAGUCAACAGGAUGCUCAGGAGUUCCUCAGGUUUCUUCUGGACAAGCUGCACACAGAAAUCAACCGACGGCCGUAUGUUCGACGAACGGGGAAAGAGCCUGAACAAAAAUAUGUCAAAUUCAGGAUUGCCGAAGAGGCUGCUGCCAUGUGGAAGAAGCACUUGGAGAGAGAUGACAGUAAAAUAGUAGACCUGUUCUCUGGACAGCUGCGCAGCUCCCUGCAUUGUUCAGUGUGCUCUCACUCCUCCACCACCUUCGACGUGUUUUGCGAUCUGUCGCUGCCCAUUCCCAAAACAAGCUCAGCUGGGGAGGUCACGCUGAAGGAGUGUCUCGACCUCUUUUCCCAGGAGGAGAAACUGGACAGAGAGAAUUCUCCAAUGUGUGAGAGGUGUAAGAGGCGGACAGAGAGCACCAAGCGGCUGUCCAUUCAGAGGUUUCCACAGGUCAUUGUGAUCCAUUUGAAACGUUUUACAACCUCACGGUGGUCCAUCAGUAAAAGCACAGUGUGUGUGUCCUUCCCACUCACUAAUCUGGACCUGGGACCUUACGGACCUGUUGACUGCGGUAAUAUUGCACCUCCUUGACUCAGUACUUUUUUUCAC